AUGUCUUCUUUCACAUUUUCCGCACAUCGGAGCAAAAAAGCAACUUAUUGUGCAAUAGAGCCAGAUUUCACAAUUUUAUCAAAGAAAAAUGCUUGUGUGGAGACAAUUAUAACUAUGAGGGAUAUGAGGCGAAUGAUAAGCAUAGAAAAUAUUCAGAAAGAUUCUGUUGUCUUUCUGACAUGGAGCGAUUUGCAUAAAGCUUUUAAAUUAUUUAGUGUGUCACCGAUGUUAUAUUUUGUCAAAGAAAGUUCGCUACGGCGAAUUGGUAUUGUACUGGAAAAUACAGACAGUCGGCCGAAUUGUUUGAUUGCAGUUGUUGCUAGCAUGGAAUGUUGUCAAAUACGCAAAAGUUCCAAUAGGUCUGGAUAUGGAUUGGCGAUGGGCGAACGUUUUUACCGCGUGGAAGUGGACUUUACCUACUAA
Dracunculus medinensis (Guinea worm) is the source of this 423-nucleotide messenger RNA. NCBI's taxonomy places the organism in Eukaryota, Metazoa, Nematoda, Chromadorea, Rhabditida, Dracunculidae. The record is from the annotation of a GenBank genome assembly.